Molecule: messenger RNA, 9478 nt
Organism: Drosophila busckii
Lineage: Eukaryota; Metazoa; Arthropoda; Insecta; Diptera; Drosophilidae
Gene: Ca-alpha1T
Product: voltage-dependent T-type calcium channel subunit alpha-1G
Exons: 22
Coding region: 58-9126 (3022 amino acids)
Biological process (GO): calcium ion transmembrane transport; sodium ion transmembrane transport; neuronal action potential
Cellular component (GO): neuron projection; voltage-gated sodium channel complex; voltage-gated calcium channel complex
Molecular function (GO): voltage-gated sodium channel activity; low voltage-gated calcium channel activity
Source: RefSeq, a predicted model, not a curated record
GAAUUUGUCAAAAUGGAAUGACCAAAGCUGCUUGUGCUGGCCAACAGGUCGUUGAAUAUGCUGCAGCAGCCAACAGCAACAGCAACGGCAACAACAGCAGCAGCAGCAGGUGCAACUGUUGCUAGCGGCAGCAAUGGACAGCGACGUCGCGUGGCAGCCACAGAUAGCGGCAAUAAUAGCAACAACAACAACACUAAUAAACUGAGAUCACAAUCAAUGCAUUCCAACGAAGAGCCGCCCAUGUCGGUGAUUGUCGACAGCGGCAAAAGCGCGCAGCAACAGCAACAGCAACAGAAGCUGCGACGCAGCAACAGCAGCAGUCAGCAGCAGCGACAGCGCAAGACAAGCAGCUGCAGCGCCAAUGUUAGCGCCAAGGCCACGCCCACAAGCACCAGACGCGCCCAGCGACAACAUUCAAAUGCCAGCGAUGCAGCCAAGCAGCAGCAGCAGCAGCAGCAGCAACAGUCGCGCCGCUAUCAGCAAACGCAAUCGCAAACGCGCAGCAAGGAGCGUCAAGCGCCGCAGGAUUCGCAGCAGCUGCCACGUCGUCGUGCCGCAAGGCGGCGUCAUGGUGGCCAUGCAGCCAGCGGCUCCUCCAGCGACUCCAGCUGCAAUGGCAGCUGCAGCUCGGACGACGAAGACGACGACGAUGAUGGCGAUUCGACGCACAGCUCAUCCGGCUCCAGUUCAUCGGGCACAUCCUCGAGCUCAUCGUCGGGUGAACCGAAUCUACCGUAUCCGGGCUUUCCGGAAAUUUCCAUGAAGGCAUUGACGCAAUAUACGCGACCGCGCAACUGGUGCCUCAUGCUCAUCACCAAUCCGUGGUUCGAGCGCAUUUCCAUUUUGGUCAUAUUACUCAACUGCAUAACCCUGGGCAUGUAUCAGCCCUGUGUCGAUGAUACUUGCCUCAAGCCACGCUGCCGCAUAUUACAGAUCUUCGAUGACAUCAUCUUUGCCUUUUUUGCACUGGAAAUGACCAUUAAAAUGGUUGCCAUGGGCAUGUGUGGCAAGAAUACAUAUCUAGCCGAUUCGUGGAAUCGUUUGGACUUCUUCAUCGUACUCGCCGGACUGCUCGAGUAUGUGAUGCACGUGGAGAAUUUGAAUCUAACAGCGAUACGCACAAUACGCGUGCUGCGACCGCUGCGCGCCAUAAAUCGGAUACCAAGCAUGCGUAUAUUGGUAAUGCUGCUGUUGGAUACGCUGCCCAUGCUGGGCAAUGUGCUGCUGCUUUGCUUCUUUGUGUUCUUCAUCUUUGGCAUUAUAGGCGUGCAACUGUGGGAGGGAAUAUUGCGACAGCGUUGCACAUUGGAUCGACCCGAUGGCAUGAUUUAUCCCAUAACCCUAUCACAAUACUAUGAAUUCAGCAAGGAUCAGGAUUAUAUAUGCUCCACACCCGAAGACUCUGGCAUGCAUUUAUGUGGAAAUUUUCCACCAUAUCGCAUUGGUUCCUUGGUCUGCAGCGAGCAAGCCAAGCUGCUGGACCUCAAUGAGCCCACAAAUACAUCCUGCGUCAAUUGGAAUCAAUAUUAUACAACCUGCAAGCAAAGCGGCGAGAAUCCUUUUCAAGGCACCAUCUCCUUUGAUAACAUUGGCAUGGCCUGGGUGGCCAUAUUUCUGGUCAUCUCGCUGGAGGGCUGGACGGACAUUAUGUAUUACGUGCAGGAUGCGCACAGUUUCUGGGAUUGGAUCUACUUUGUGCUCCUAAUUGUGAUUGGCUCGUUCUUCAUGAUCAAUCUGUGUCUAGUCGUCAUUGCCACACAAUUCUCGGAGACAAAGAAACGCGAAAUGGAGCGCAUGCGGCAAGAGCGAGCUCGUUAUACUUCAACUUCAACAUUGGCGAGCAGCACUAACAAUUCGGAGCCUGCCACAUGCUACGCAGAGAUUGUUAAAUAUAUUGCACAUCUCUGGCGACGCUUCAAAAGACGAAUGUUAAAGAAGUACAGAUUAUAUAAGUAUCAACGUCAGCAGCGUCGCGAAGGUCUCUUGCCCAACGCCGAUAAUAAUCUUACAUUCUCGCCGUCGCGCAUCAAGUGCCACCAUCCGAAUUGUCCCAAGUACAGCAAUCGCAAGCCGUCCAGCAUUCAGGAUCAGAUGAUUACGGUGAUGGUGCCGCUCAACUCCAACAAUAACAACAACAAUAAUAAUAACAACAGCAGCAGCAAUAACAAUAGCAGCAGCCACAAUGGCAGCGGCGGUGGUGGUGGUGCUGCUGCUGCUGGUGGUGGUGGUGGUGCCCACAAUCAAACCACUGUGGCUUUGGUGAAUGGUAUUAAUGGCAGCGCCGCCAGCGUUACUAUGGCUAAUGCUCAGCAUCAGCAUCAGUUGCAGCUGCAACUGCAACAUUCGCCCAUUGUGGGCAUGGGAGUGGCAGCUGCCGUCAGCGGUCAGCUGCUGUCGUCCUCGGACAAUACGGAGCAGUCGGCAAUUGGGGAAUGCAGCAAUGGAAUACCACGACGCACCUCGUCGUUUAAGAAGCCUGCCGCACUGCAUAACCACAGCAUGCAGCUGAAGCCGCCAGAGGGCGCAGCAGGUGAACAGAAGACAAUUUUGCUCAAGUUGCCGCAGCAGGUGAUUGACUCGGAGCAAUUGAUUCUGCAGUUGGGAAACUUAGGCAAGAGCCAUCCAUGCACAUCGGGCUUCCUUAGUCCACCCACAUCGGCCAGCCGGCGGCCUUCAGUCAUGUUCAAUGAAUAUGUUCUGCUGCAUACGCCGCCAGCGUUAAGCGCAGAGCCGCCCACAAGCAGCAGCAGCGCUAACGCAGCAGCAGCAGCAGCAGCAGCUGUAACAACAACAGCAGCAGCAGCGGCAGCAACAUCUACUGCUGCAGCAGCAGCAACUGUUGCUGCUGGCAAUGGCGGCGGCGGCAGCAGCAGCAACAGCCUGGAAAAGCAAAACGUACAUUCAACUGAAAAGAUGACACAAGCGGGCGAUGGCAGCAUUUGGCAGGUGAAUCUACCGCAGACAAUUGGCAGCAUUGCCAAUCCAUAUGCAGAUUGCUCCGAGCUGGGUAUACACGACGCGAUGACUUGUCAAGAGCUUUUAGCAUUUUCUGUGGCCUUUUCAGCGGCCUUGCCGACGGGUCAGAGUACGCUUGAAUCGUUUUAUACAUCGCUCGCUCGCUGCGAUCCGCACACGAUGGAGGCAUUGAAGGCGCAACAUAAGCGUGCCCCAACAGCGGCCACAGCAGCAGCAGUUGGCGCCGCAGCCGAUGUCGUUGCGGUUGAGGCAGCGGCACCAGCUAAAAAUCUGGAAUUAACUGCUGUCUCUGCAGCUGUGCCCAUGCCCACGCCUACGGCUACGCCCUCGCAUCGACGCAAGCAUCAGCAUCAGCAUCACAACAACAACAACAACACUAAGCACAAUCAUCACAGUGGCGGGCAGAGCUCACGCUCGGCACAGCGACAACAGGCGGCGCGUCAAUUUGUGCCCACUGGCAAUUAUAUGGAGGACUAUGCCUGCUGCUAUGAUCUUUAUCAGAAUGCUCUGUCGCCGCUUGAUGAGCGACGGCAUCAGCGUCCACGCGGUCCAGCAUUGCGCUGUUUAAUUGCCGUCUAUCGUUGCAUCAUGCGGGUUUGCUCCUGGAUUCGUCGCUAUAUCAAGCGUUUGGUCGAGCACAAGUAUUUCCAACAGGGCAUCUUGCUAGCAAUUCUAAUCAACACUCUGUCCAUGGGCAUUGAGUAUCACGAUCAGCCCGAAGAGCUUACCGCUAUCGUGGAGACCAGCAACAUUGUCUUCUCGGGCAUCUUUGCUGUCGAAAUGCUGCUCAAAGUGGUGGCCGAGGGACCUUUCCGCUAUAUCGCCAAUGGCUUCAAUGUCUUCGACGGCAUCAUUGUUAUACUCAGUGCCAUUGAGAUAUGUCAACAAUUUCUGGGCAAUGGCACCGGAGGCGGUGGCUCUGGCCUAUCCGUGCUGCGUACAUUCCGCUUGUUGCGCAUUCUCAAACUCGUGCGCUUUAUGCCAAAUUUACGGCGACAAUUGUUUGUCAUGUUGCGUACCAUGGAUAAUGUUGCUGUCUUUUUCUCAUUGCUUGUGCUCUUCAUAUUCAUAUUCAGCAUACUCGGCAUGUAUCUGUUUGGCGGUAAGUUUUGUAAAUUUUUGGACGAAUCCGGACUCGAACGCGAGUGCACGUGUCCCGAAAUUAUCAGCCGACAUCCGCAAUGUGAAUGCGAUCGUAAACACUUCAACAACAUUUUAUGGGCCACGGUCACAGUUUUUCAAAUACUGACACAAGAGGAUUGGAACGUCGUACUAUUCAAUGGCAUGGAAAAGACAAGUCAUUGGGCCGCACUGUACUUUGUGGCGCUAAUGACGUUCGGCAAUUAUGUGCUCUUUAAUUUAUUGGUCGCCAUUUUGGUUGAGGGAUUCAGUUCAGAGCGAAAUGAACGUCGCGAGCGCGAACAACGCGAAUUGGUUAAGAAACUGCGCGAAGAGACAUUGGCUGAAAAUUAUAGCGAUGGUAUGUACGAUGAAUCACGCAGCGAAGCGGAUUCGUCCACCACUAACGAUAGUUACUACGAGGUACGAAAUCGUUGGCGCAGCGCCGAGGAUGUGCGCAAGCUACAGGACUCGGCCGAACUGAUAAUCGAAGCCAAGAGCAAUAUGCAUCGCCAGCGUUUGCUCCAACCCAUGCAGGAUUAUCAAAUCAAUGAGCUGCCACAGCAGCAGGCCGGCAGUAGUGGUGGCGCCUCCUCAAAUGAUAAGGAGGCGAGCGGCAAGCUCUUGUCACACGAUGACCAAGCCAAGCCACGUGGCGGUCUUAAAAAGACAUACUCGAUUAAGGACAGACGCAGCGAUGCGCCACGCCUAUCAAAAAUGCGUUUGGUGCGCGAUCCACCGAUGAUAACAACGACAGCGGCGACGCCCCAAGAUUCGCCCAGCACCACCCUGGAGCCAGGCAUGAGCUUCCGUCAGUGGGGCGACACACUUGAGCCGCCCAGCUCGCCAUCGCCGUCGCUGUUGAAACCGCCGAAUAUAUUUAGCGGUGGUCAACGCGUGCUCGACGAAGGCAUACCCAGCAUAGAUCUCAUACCGCCAUCGCCGGUGCUGGCGCAUAAGCCGCUGAAUAUAUUGAAUGCCAGUCAGUUGCAAGGACAUACGCCUAGCCAUAGCCUAAGCGCUGGCAGCGCUGGCAGCAGCAGCAGCGGCAUCAUUGUCGGCGAUGUCGCUGGUGGCAGCAGCAGCUUGAGCAGCGUCAUUAUCGAUGAUAUAAGCAAAAACUCUGGCACAGCAGCGGCAGCAACACCAACGCCCAUUUAUGUGCCAACAAUGCUGCAGCCGCCAGCGGAUUUGAAUCUGAGUGAGUUGAGUUUAGCAGGUGGCGCCUCCACAAGCGGCAGCAGCAGCAGCGAACGCCUAACGCCGCUAACACCAACAACAAUUGCAACAUCGCCGCCACCACUAACUAACGCCAGUGGCUUUAAGCAACGCUUUAGACGCAGCAGCAGCAAAAAACGCACACGCGCCCAACAGCACGAACAGGAGGAGCUAAACAAUGGCAAGGACACAAAUCGCUUGAGUCCACAGAAUUCGAUACGCCGCUUAAGCAAUACGCUGAGCAUUGGCAGCGUUGGCGGCGUCGGCGGCGGCGUUGGCAGUCGACGCGCCUCUGCCUGCAUUUUCAACUCGCAGGUCUAUCAGAAUCUCAAUCAAGCGCCCAAAUUGAAAGCGGGCGCUGGUCAACGUCGCAUGAGCUCCAUUGAGUUGGCUUUUAGCAAAACUUCGCAUUUGAAUUUGCACAAUUUGGAGGCGAAUCGCAAAAGUUUAUCGUACACCAAUUCGAAAAUCGAUUUGGAUAAAUGGCAAAAGGGAUCGGAGCCGGAUAUGUUGCAGCAGUAUAUGGAGGCGCGUGAUAAGCGCAAGAAUUCGAUAUCGCAUUACAACUUGAAGAAGCGUCUGGAGGAGAAGGAAUUGCAACAGUUGCAGUUGUUGCAUCAACAGCAGCAGCAGCUCGAGGCAGCUGCGUCGCAGUCACAUUUGCCGCCGCAGCAGUUGACCAAAGAGUUACAUCAGCUGCAGCAGCAACAGCUGCAACAAGAGCAACAACAGCAGCUGCAACAACAACAACAACAACCACAUUCCAUGUUGCAAACUAGCGGCGGCGGCGACAACAUGUCAAAGUUGAAGAUGCUUAUCACUCGCCUAACGCCCAAACAUUUUACAGAUGAACGCGAGUCCUAUUCCAUGUAUAUAUUUCCGGAGGAUAAUAGAUUCCGGCAAAUCUGCACGUGGUUUGUGAACCAGAAAUGGUUCGACAAUGUUGUCUUGCUCUUCAUUGCACUCAAUUGCAUUACACUGGCCAUGGAAAGACCAAAUAUCCCUCCAAGCAGCACCGAAAGAUUGUUCCUGUCAACAGCCAAUUACGUGUUCACCGUCGUCUUCACUGUCGAAAUGUUCAUUAAGGUAGUUGCCACGGGCAUGUUUUAUGGCCCGGAUGCAUAUUUCACAUCCGGCUGGAAUAUAAUGGAUGGAUCUUUGGUUACAAUAUCGAUAAUUGAUUUGUUAAUGUCAUUGAUUAGCGAAUCAAGCCCUAAGAUAUUUGGGAUUUUAAGGGUGUUUCGUCUACUUCGUUCCCUGCGGCCGCUGCGUGUGAUCAACCGCGCCCCGGGUCUGAAACUAGUCGUGCAAACGCUCUUAUCAUCCCUACGCCCCAUUGGCAAUAUUGUGUUAAUCUGUUGCACCUUCUUCAUCAUCUUUGGCAUACUGGGCGUACAGCUAUUCAAGGGCACCUUCUUCUACUGCGAGGGAGAGCACAUCAAGAAUGUUCGCAAUCGACGCGAAUGCGAAAGUAUUCCGGGCAACGUUUGGACGAAUCGCAAAUAUAAUUUCGAUGAUUUGGGCAAGGCGCUAAUGUCGCUUUUCGUUCUAAGUUCCCGCGAUGGUUGGGUGAACAUCAUGUAUACGGGAUUGGAUGCUGUCGGCGUGGAUCAGCAGCCGAUUGUCAACUAUAAUGAAUGGAGAUUACUGUACUUUAUAGCAUUCAUUUUGCUCGUGGGCUUCUUUGUGUUGAACAUGUUUGUGGGCGUUGUGGUUGAAAAUUUUCAUCGCUGUCGCGAGGAGCAAGAAAAGGAAGAGAAGAUACGACGUGCAGCAAAGCGUGCACUACAAAUGGAAAAGAAACGUCGACGCAUGCAUGAACCACCCUACUAUACAAACUAUUCGCCAACGCGCAUGUUUGUUCACAAUGUCGUAACGUCCAAAUACUUUGACCUGGCUAUUGCAGCAGUCAUCGGACUAAAUGUCGUGACAAUGGCUAUGGAAUAUUAUAAGAUGCCGAACCCGUUGAAGUAUGCUCUCAAGAUAUUCAAUUACUUCUUUACGGCUGUGUUUAUACUGGAGGCGAAUAUGAAGCUCGUUGCUUUGGGCUGGCAUUUGUAUUUGAAAGAUCGCUGGAAUCAACUGGACGUGGGCAUUGUUCUCCUCUCCAUAGUGGGCAUUGUGCUGGAGGAGCUCGAAACGAACAUAAUUCCGAUAAAUCCAACCAUAAUACGCGUAAUGCGAGUGCUCCGCAUUGCACGCGUCCUGAAGCUGCUCAAGAUGGCCAAGGGCAUACGCGCAUUGCUGGAUACAGUGAUGCAGGCGCUGCCGCAGGUGGGCAACCUCGGUUUGCUAUUCUUUUUGCUCUUCUUCAUAUUUGCGGCAUUGGGCGUGGAGCUGUUUGGUCGCUUAGAGUGCUCAGAUGAGAUACCCUGUCAGGGUCUGGGCGAGCAUGCGCACUUUGCCAACUUUGGCAUGGCUUUCCUCACAUUGUUUCGCGUAGCGACUGGCGAUAAUUGGAACGGCAUCAUGAAGGACACGCUGAGAGAUAAUUGCGAUGACGCCGCAGAUUGUGUACGCAACUGUUGCGUUAGCUCGAUUAUAGCUCCCAUAUUCUUUGUGAUAUUCGUUCUAAUGGCGCAAUUCGUUUUAGUGAAUGUCGUCGUGGCUGUAUUGAUGAAACAUCUCGAGGAGAGCCACAAGCAAAUGGAAGAUGAAUUAGAUAUGGAGGUGGAAUUGGAGCGCGAAUUAGUGCGCGAACAGGAGUUUGCGCAAGAGCAGAAACUAUGCCAACAGCUGGCGGAGCAAGCGCAAAGUGUUGAAGCACCAACCACAUCAACAACAGCAGCAGCAACAUCCACAGCAGCAGCUGCAACCUCCUCGACUGCUGGUGGAUCAGCAGCUGGCUCAAGUAAUACGCCACGCCCAUUAGCCAAAGUCAAAUCGUUGCCAAAGAAUUUCAUAUACAGCACACCCGCUCUCGAUAAAAAGAGUUUAUCGCUGACGCUCUGCUCCAGCUUCAAUACCCAACGACGUCAAACUUUGCAAUAUCUACAGCAGCAGCAGCAGCAUCAAGGAAUACAAGGACUUAAUCUGGCGGAGCUGGGCACAGUUAAUGCCGCAGCAGCGCUGCAGCGACGCACGCGUCGCGCUUCAGCAGCAGGCAGCGGCUUUCGGCGUCGCGGCAUUCUGGCCAAGGAACGCUCGCUGGAUGAGCAGGCCAUACGUCGACGCAAUCUGGAGACCAAGCGCACUAGCUGCGACUCUUUGGCUCUCGACUACAGACGCGGCACCAUUUUUGAAAGCAUGGAAUCGGAUGCACCCAGCAGCAAUAGCUAUGAUCUGGAUGUGCGCAGCAUACGCAGCGCCGAGCUGCCACCAACAGCUCCUCCCUUGGCUGUGGUCAGCGCUUUGGUUACGCCCACACCCAGCACAGUCAGCUCGGUGUCGGCGCCACCGCCGACGCGUCGUCCCUUUGGCUGGUCACAGUCCGUCGAUCAGGGUUGCAUGCGCAGCAGUUUGCUGUUGUCGGUGCCGCGUUCAAUGCCGCCGCGCAGUCGCAGCGGCAGCACCAAACAGCUUUUCAAGCAACAAGCGCUGGAUGAGGAUGCUGAUAUGGAUGAAUCUUCGCUGCUGCUUCCAAGUGUUUCCUCUGCUGCUGCUACGCCACCGCUGCCGCCGCCCGCUGCUGCUGCUGCCGCCGUAGUGCCAACUGAUGGUCCCGCCAGCAUUGUAGCCAAAUCUGAUUCGGCGGACAUCUUGCGCAUCAUUAGCGAACGUCGUCGCAUGGAUCAACGUGAUCAAUGCGGCAAUGAGGACAGCGAUUACAAUGAGCUCCUCCUUGUCAAAUCACCGCAGUCAUCAACGGAAUAAGCUAAGCUCUACUUCCCCUCUACUAACUGUUACUAAAAAAAAAAGCUCUCUUCUCGCUUCCCUUUUUUUUUCUCGAGCUUUUUUGUUCAGUGAUGUGAAACUAUCUUGCGCUGUAACCGCUUACAACACGCUAUUUAUCGUUAUCGUUAACUAGCGUGGUUCCAGAGCUCGUUAGUAUCCCAGCUCUGCGCUUGCUACUACCAAAUCCUAACCUCAACCCCACUAAGCAUCCUUUUCGCUACCCCCCACACACUGAUACACAAAAAUUAAAUUGUAAUCAAGAGCUGGCAAAAAUUCAUCGAUAAGUUUUUAAGCUAAUUUUUACUGAUAAAUUACAAAUUACAAUUAAUAU